GUGACCAGUUAUCAUCAACGGAAUUAGAUAAAAAUGAAAUAAAACUUCCCAAAUUUGACAAAAUUGAAGUACAUGACGGGUACCGAAUUGUGGCCGGGAUAGUUUUAACGAGAUCACCAGUUAUUCUUAGAGAUCCUCACCCCUUUGAACGAGAAUAUUAUUUAUAUCAACAACGUUUAGAACAGAUACACGCGCCUCCAUUUCCGGUGGAUUUUUAUUUUAAAAAGGGCAGUGUGGCCGAAAAAAAGUGGAGGGAAAAAAGAGAAAGAGAAAAAGUAGAGUCUUUAUCAGCAUUCGGGGCGAGUAAAGGCGACCUCAAAAGUGAAAAAUUUGAUGAUGAAUCGAGUGAUGAAGGUGUCAAAAUUGCUAGUAGAGUAACUCUUGCAGACAUGAAAAACGAUGUUAAAUCACUUGAUAGAGUUUUACAACGAACCUUGUAUCUUAUUGUCAAGAAACCCAGGGACGAACAUUCGUGGCAAUUUCCUCAGGGUGGAGUAGAAAAACCUGAAACAUUACUUCAGACAGCCACUAGAGAACUAAAAGAAGAGUGUGGGAGUAACAUGGAUAUUUGGUUUGUUGGGCGGAGGCCCUUUGGAUAUUACGAAUAUGAAUAUCCCCCGGGCUAUAGUCGAGAUCAAAUGAAAUUUAGCGGAGCAAAGGUGUUUUUCAUGAAAGCUCAUAUAUUCGCGGGUCAGGUCGAGGUUGAUAAUAAGGAAAUUGUUGAUUUCGCAUGGGUUACCAAACAAGAAAUGCAAAAAUAUGUACAUGCAGAGUACUACAAUGCAGUCAAGGAUAUGUUGUCAGAACUUUGA
Acaulospora colombiana is the source of this 812-nucleotide messenger RNA. The record is from the annotation of a GenBank genome assembly. Lineage: Eukaryota; Fungi; Glomeromycota; Glomeromycetes; Diversisporales; Acaulosporaceae.